CUCUUUUUUCAUUUUUGUUUUCGUCUGCAUCAAUCAUGUCGGGUGCUGUGGGCCGUGAGGCAGUCUUUCCGACUCGCCAGUCGUUGGGGUUGAUGAAGGGUAAACUAAAGGGUGCUGAGACUGGACACAGUUUGUUGAAGCGGAAGAGUGAGGCUUUGACCAAGCGUUUCCGGGAGAUCACUCGGCGCAUCGAUGAGGCCAAGCAGAAGAUGGGACGGGUCAUGCAAAUCGCCGCUUUCUCGCUUGCCGAAGUCAGCUAUGCGGUCGGAGGAGAUAUUGGCUAUCAAAUUCAGGAGUCCGCCAAGCAGGCCCGGUUCCGUGUGAGGGCCAAGCAAGAGAACGUCUCUGGUGUCUUGCUCCCUCAUUUCGAGAGCUACACGGAGGAUGGAAUCAACGACUUUGGCUUGACGGGUCUCGGAAAGGGUGGUAUGCAGGUCCAGCGCUGUCGGGAGACCUAUGCCAGAGCGGUGGAAACGCUAGUGGAGCUGGCGAGUCUACAGACCGCAUUCGUGAUUCUAGAUGAGGUCAUUAAGGUGGUGAACCGGAGAGUCAACGCCAUCGAGCACGUCAUCAUUCCUCGUACUGAAAACACCAUCAAAUACAUCAACUCGGAGCUGGACGAGCUCGACAGAGAAGAGUUCUACCGCCUGAAGAAGGUUUCCGGUAAGAAGCAGCGCGACAACGCCGCUGCAGACGCAGAGAUCCUGGCUGCACGGCAGAAAGAGGCAGCCAGGCUGCAGGAGAGCGCGGAUGCUGAGAAGAAGGAAGAAGAGACACCUGAAGCACCCGACGUCCUCGGAGAGCAAGAAGAUGCCGACGUGAUUUUCUAGGCGCCGUUCAGAUUCCCUUUCGCCCUGUAACUAGUACCUCCCUCACCUACACUUUCUAGCCUGGAGCAGUUCUUUUUCGUCACUUCAUAUGCUUUACACUGUCAGAUAUCACACCGCCAGCCAAAUGAUUUACCUCAAAAAGAGACAUCAGACAUGCU
Aspergillus vadensis CBS 113365 is the source of this 988-nucleotide messenger RNA. Its product is annotated as H(+)-transporting V1 sector ATPase subunit D. Gene Ontology annotation, cellular component: vacuolar proton-transporting V-type ATPase complex; fungal-type vacuole membrane. Lineage: Eukaryota; Fungi; Ascomycota; Eurotiomycetes; Eurotiales; Aspergillaceae. Gene Ontology annotation, biological process: vacuolar acidification. The record is from RefSeq and is a predicted model, not a curated record. The transcript has 8 exons. Bases 36 to 830 code for a protein of 264 amino acids. Gene Ontology annotation, molecular function: proton-transporting ATPase activity, rotational mechanism.